GAGAAACUGAAGUUGUCUCUUAAUUUUUCCAGAGCUGUACUUAGUUCUCUUCCAGGCCAGGUGGAGGUGCUGGUUCUCCAAAGAUAAUAAAGUGUAGAAGAAGAUCUCAGUCCGCAGUGUUUUAUAGAGAAACAGUAGAUGAUCUGCUGCAGUUCCUGUGAUCCUUCGUCAGAAUAGAAUGAUCUCUCGUCGCAAGUCGUCUGCUGUUUCUAGUGACCACAUCUUAAAUUUACUUCCACAUUUACGUCGAAACACACCACAAAGUUCUCACAAUGUUGUCAUCAGAAGAGAUAAAAUGUGAGAAUGUGUUUCCAUCAUUUACUGUCCACAAGAAGAAUCCCAAAUCAGUUCAGGACAAGGAAUAUCUCACCACUGCUUACACUGUGGGAAGAGUUUUAUAAAACUGAGUGCCCUUCAAAUACACCAGCGCGUUCACACUGAGGAGAAACCGUAUCCGUGCUCAGAAUGUGGGAUGAGCUUUCGAACUAAUGAUGCUAUCAAAAAACACGAGCGCGUUCAUACUGGAGAGAAACCGUAUCGCUGUUCAGAGUGUGGGGUGAGUUUUAGAAACCAGAGUAAUCUGAGAAGACACCGGCGCGUUCACACUGGAGAGAAACUGUAUCAGUGCUCCGAAUGUGAAAAGAGUUUUUAUCAACAGAGUGAUCUUCAAACACACCAGCGUGUUCACACUGGAGAGAGAGCGUUUUAUUGCUCAGAGUGUGGAAUGAGUUUUAUCAAUAAGAGUAAUCUCAGAAGACACCAGCGCAUUCACACUGGAGAAAAACUGUAUCAGUGCUCCGAAUGUGAAAAGAGUUUUUAUCAACAGAGUGACCUUAAAACACACCAGCGCGUUCACACUGGAGAAAAACCGUUUUACUGCUCAGAGUGUGGAAAAAGUUUCAGAAAGAGUGACGCCUUCAAAAAACAUGAACGCAUUCACACUGGAGAAAAACCGUAUCAGUGUUCAGAGUGUGGAAAGAGUUUUAGAGAUAAUUGCAAUCUCAAAAAACAUCAUCUCACCCAUACAGGAGAGAAACCGUAUUACUGUUCAGAGUGUGGAAAAAGUUUUACUCACCAGAGUUCCCUUCAAGAACACCAGCGCAUUCACACUGCGGAGAAACCGUAUCAGUGCUCAGAGUGCGGGAAAAGUUUUACCCAACAGAGCAAUCUGAAAAAACACCAGCGUGUUCACACUGGAGAGAAACCGUUUUAUUGCUCAGAGUGCGGAAAGUGUUUUACACAAAGUGGUAAUCUCAGAAAACACCAGCGCAUUCACACUGGAGAAGAAAAACUGAAUUAAAGUGCAAUAUGUAAUGUUGCAGAUUUUGCAUUUUAUCAUUGCAGUUAAAAAAACUGUGAAUGAUCCAACUUUGAUUCAAUGUUGAAAUGCCAGCUAGGAUUCCUGGUUGGACUGAAACCCUACAAAAUGUGUGAAGUUGCAAAACAAAAAAUUCAGGUAAAUUUAACAAAUGUGUAAAACGAGACCAUUAUAAAACUCAACAGCUGUUUCUUAAAAGAUAAACUUCAGAAAAACAGCCUAAUGGCUAAAAGCUUGUGAUCACUAAAUCCAGCAGUUACUUCAGAAGAAUAUAGUAACAAGAAUAAAAAAGAAUGCUAAAAGCUAAAACUAGUUUUACCGGUAAAGGAGAAAGUGCCUGACUGGAGGCUACAUGCUCUGUUUAUUUCUGUUUAUUUCCGGGACUAAAAUUACCGGAGGAGCACGGAGUUCCGAGAAAAACAGUAGAUAAUUCAGCCUGUAAUUUUCUCAGAGGACGUCUGAGAAAUAAAACACAUACGUCUGGGAUAAAACCCCCCAUAAAAAUUACCCCAAAACCCCCUGAGAAACUAAUCCCAUCUGGAUAGGGCUUAAUAUACUGUUAUACAGACAGAGUUGUUCUUUUAUCAUCUUUUUAAAAUUUUCUGCUGGUUGGUUGUUUUUAAAAACCAUCAGUUUCUUGAUUAUUGACUUUUGAAAAACAUUCACAAUAAUUGAUGUUCAACCAUCCUAUGCCCUUAGGCCUUUUGACUGAGAUCAUUAUCCUGCCAAAAAGUGAAAUACCUCCUGUGUUUUUUUGUUUGUUUGUUUUAAUACACUGAUGCAGAUUGUCUUGUUUUAAGACAUCUUUUCAUAAAUUUUAACAAGAUGCUCUGAGUGUGGAAAGAGUUUUAGAUUAAAGAGUGAUCUCCAAAAUCACCAGCGCAUUCACACUGGAGAGAAACCGUAUCAGUGCUCAGAGUGUGGGAUGAGUUUUAGAGAGAGUAGUGGCCUCAAGAAACACCAGCACUUUCACAUUGGAGAGAAACCGUUUCAAUGCACAGACUGUGGGAAAGGUUCUUUGGAAUAAAAUCCCGAUCAUGCUGCUUGCCAUCAGCUGCCGGAGCCCUGAGAGAGCACAGUUGGUCUUGCUCUCUCUGGGUGGGUACAGUACAGUAGAUGGCGCGCUCUCUUUCCCCUCAUCACUUCUAGGGUGAUGUGGAUCAGCACAAGGCUGCAUCUGUGAGCUGAUGUAUCAGAACAGAGUCGCUGUGCUUUCCUCCGAGUGUUAGCGCUGUGAUUCUACUCGGCAAUGCUACAGCAUCAGCAGCAGUUUAAAAAGAGGCGGAGUCUGACUUCACAUGUAUCGGAGGAGGCGUGUUCUAGUCUUAAAAAAAGGAUGAUUUUGUUGUACAGAGUGUUUAAAUAGAUAUAGAUGACAAAGAAAAGAAAUCACUCGAUAUGUGUAUAGUCUGAAAUCUGGAUCAUUUCCGGACCUUAUUGUAUUGUUUUAAAUAAUGUAUGUGCAUUUAGCUAAGAUACAAAAAACACACAAAGAUCAUAAUAAAGUGUUUUAUUUUUUUUCGUCAAAGCAUGCCUCUGAGAUCUCUUUUUUUACUUUCUGGUAUUCAUGAAUGCAUCUCAGUAAUGCUGUUUUUGUCACAUAUUUACCUCAGGAUUGCUAUUUUAAUGAUAAGCUUACAUCUGAAUUGAUAUUUAAUGAGUACUGCAAUUUCGUAGUGACAUUCACAUUAGCAGUGAUAUUAUAAUCAUAAAUAUUUUUGAUUAAUGCUGUUCCAGUCAUACAUUUAUCUCAGUAAUGCAAUUGUUGUUACGUGUUUACCUCUGGAUUGUUAAUUUAUUGAUAGAUUUACAUUACCAGUGCUAUCCAAAUGAGUAAUUCAUCUUAGUAGUGAUUGUGAUCAUACAUAUUCUUGAUUAAUGCUGUUAUCGUGAUACUUACCUCAGUAAUGCUAUUCUUGUCACACAUUUACCUCAGGAUUGAUAACUUUGUCAAAAAUGCUAUUUUAACUAGU
Messenger RNA from Astyanax mexicanus (Mexican tetra), 3291 nucleotides. Its product is annotated as zinc finger protein 551-like. The record is from RefSeq and is a predicted model, not a curated record. Gene Ontology annotation, biological process: central nervous system development; regulation of transcription by RNA polymerase II. The transcript is spliced from 2 exons. Gene Ontology annotation, molecular function: DNA-binding transcription factor activity, RNA polymerase II-specific; RNA polymerase II cis-regulatory region sequence-specific DNA binding. NCBI's taxonomy places the organism in Eukaryota, Metazoa, Chordata, Actinopteri, Characiformes, Acestrorhamphidae. Bases 473 to 1300 code for a protein of 275 amino acids. Gene Ontology annotation, cellular component: nucleus.